GGAAAAGAAGAUGUGGCCCAAACCUUCCCCACAUGAUCGGACAGUCGGACCGGAGAUUCCAGAUCUAACAUUAUAUCGCCCUCCUCUCGUCUGAAUCACGAUGUCGACGCAGUUCAAGAGCGGACCUGCAUUCGGACUGUCCGCGGAGGUCAAGAGUAAGCUGGCCCACAAGUAUGACCCACAGAAGGAGGAGGAGCUGAGGAUGUGGAUCAGUGAUGUCACAGGCCGCAAACUUCCAGAGAACUUCAUGGAGGGCCUGAAAGAUGGAGUCGUGCUCUGCGAGCUUAUCAACACUCUUCAACCCGGUUCUGUAAGAAAGAUCAACAACUCUCCUCAAAACUGGCAUCAGCUGGAAAAUAUUGGUAAUUUCGUCCGAGCCAUUCAAGAGUAUGGACUGAAGCCACACGAAAUAUUUGAGGCCAACGACCUGUUUGAGAACGUCAAUCACACUCAGGUCCAGAGCACGCUUAUUGCACUGGCUGGAAUGGCUAAAUCGAAAGGCUUUCAUUCUAAGUACGACAUUGGAGUGAAAUACGCAGAGAAACAGCAGCGCAGAUUUGCUCCUGAAAAACUAAAGGAGGGACGAAAUAUUAUCGGUCUGCAGAUGGGAACCAAUAAGUUUGCCAGUCAAAAAGGCAUGACAUCUUACGGCACACGGCGUCACCUAUAUGACCCUAAAACCGGUAUGGAAAAUCCUCUGGAUCAAUCGACAAUCAGCCUGCAGAUGGGCACCAACAAAGGAGCCAGUCAGGCUGGUAUGACUGCUCCAGGCACCAAGCGGCAGAUCUUCGAGAAGAAGCUGGACAUGGAGAUGUGCGACACCUCUAUCGUCUCGCUGCAGAUGGGAACCAACAAGGUGGCGUCCCAGACCGGGAUGACGGUGUACGGCCUGCCGCGUCAGGUGUACGACAGCAAGUACUGCUCCAGCGCCAAUGAAUACAUCAACAACGGCCAGGACUCAGAGAUGGAUGGAUAUCAAUACUCCGACUAAGAUGAACAGCCGGCAUACUACUUUUUUUUAAUUCACCUGCACUUUUGAUAUUCCAGGUUCAUGUCGACAAGUAGGACCAGCUAUAAAUGUUUACCGACACCACAGCCACCGAUCAAAGCUGCAGACUUCAGUGAAUGACCAGUCAUAGAAAACAAAAUUAGGGGUAAUUUGUUGACUUUUUUUAAUGGAACAUUCCAUCUUUGGGGGAAAUAGGCUCAUUUUACAAGUCACCUAGAGUUAAACGGUAACACUGUACAAUAACAGUACAUAACCAAUGAUGUAUGUGAACUAAACGUUACAUUAUUAUGAAUUAACGAUGAAUUAAGGAGUACGCUAAUCAUGAACUAGCUUUAACUAUAACAUGAGUCACAUGAGUUCAUGUGUGAAUAACGACUACCUUAAUUACUUGUUAGUACAUGUUAUUAAUGAACGUAUUAAUUAACCUUUCAGUUCAAGCUAAAUGUAACCAACAUGAGCUGUUAAUGUAUAAUUAUGUCAUGACUUUACUUGGAGGGGCACAUCACAAUUAACUCAACCUUAACUACUCCUGAACUCCUGUGUUCAUGUUGACUGAACACUUUUCUAUUGUUAUUCAGUGUAAACGCACUAGACGGAUGUCCAUAAGGCAUUCAUGAGUAGUUAAGAAUUGGUUCUUGAUGAUGUGCCCCUUCAAGUAAAGUCAUGAUAUAAUUUUCAUAUCAUGAGUUUAUGAUGGUUAAAUUAAGCAUAAACUAAUGUGGUAUUUAAUACAUUAAUUAACAAACAAGGAUGUACUAACAAGUAAUUAAGGUAGCCGUUAUUCACACAUGUUGUAGUUAAAGCUAGUUUAUGGUUAGCGCACGCAUUAACUAGUCAUUAAUUCAUAAUACAGUAAUUAACACGUCAUUAUUCAUGUACUGUUAUUGUAAAAUAUUACCAGGUAAACAGUUGAGCUUUUCCAUUUGCACUUUUAGCUUAGCUUAGCAUAGAUCAUUGAAUCGGAUUAGACCGUUAGCAUCUUGCACAACAACUUCAAAAAAGAGACUGCAGCAGGCGCAAUGAUGUUUAACAGCACCUGAAAAUAGUCCCCUGCUAGGUAACACUGUUAAAUAUCAUUAAUCCUGCUAAAGCCAUAAUACGGCAGCAAAGUUACUUGAUUAUUACGCUGGAAUGGGAGUAUAGUUCCAAUAGCAAUAUCAGCAGACAAAAUACAAAAUAGCAACUUGUCUGUCAGCUUCAGUACACCAUUUAACUACAAAAGAGUCAAGCUUUAAGUAGGAAAUGUAUUGAAAUUAUUUUUGAAGGCUUGAGUGCGAUGCUAAUGGUCCAAUCUGAUUCAAUGAUUUAUGCUAAGCUAAAUGUGAUAAGAAUGGGUUGAUGAUGUGCUCUUCAAGUAAAGUUAUUAUAUAAUUAUACAAUAACAUAUCUUGAGUUCAUGGUGGUUAAAUUAAGCAUAAACUAAUGUAGUAUUUAAUACAUUAAUGAACAAACAAGGAUGUACUAACAAGUAGCUGUUAGUCACACAUGUUGUAGUUAAAGCUAGUUCAUGAUUAGCGCACAAACUCAUCAUUAGUCUAUAAUAAAGUAAUGUUUAGUUGACAUAUUAACACGUCAUUAUUCAUGUACUGUUCUUGUAAAAUGUUACCAGUUAAACAGUUGAGUUUUUCCAUUUGCACUUUUAGCUUAGCUUAGCAUAGAUCAUUGAAUCGGAUUAGACCAUUAGCAUCUUGCACAAAAAUGUCAAAAAAGAGACUACAGCCGAUGCAAUGAUGCAAUGAACAGCACCUGAAAACAGUCCCCUGCUUCUUAACACUGUUAAAUAUCAUUGCUCCUACUAAAGCCAUAAUACGGCAGCACAGUUACUUGAUUAUUACGCCGGAAUGUGAGUAUAGUUUCAAUAGCAAUAUCAGCAGACAAAAUACAAAAUAGCAACUUUUCUGUCAGUAAAUUAGUACAUUAAUGAACAAACAAGGAUGUACUAACAAGUAGCCGUUAUUCACACAUGUUGUAGUUAAAGCUAGUUCAUGAUUAGCGCACACAUGAACUCAUCAUUAGUCUAUAAUAAUGUUUAGUUGACAUAUUAACACGUCAUUAUUCAUGUCUGUUAUUGUAAAAUGUGACCAGUUAAACAGUUGAGUUUUUCCAUUUGCACUUUUAGCUUGGCUUAGCAUAGAUCAUUGAAUUGGAUUAGACCAUUAGCAUCUUGCUCAAUUUCAAAAAAGAGACUGCAGCAGAUGCAAUGAUGUUAAGCAGCACAUGAAAACAGUCCCCUGCUUGGUAACUCUGUUAAAUAUCAUUGCAUAAUACAGCAGUAAAUUUGUUUGAUUAUUAUGCCAGAAUGUAAGUAUAGUUCCAAUAGCUUUAAAUAGGAAAUUUAUUGAAAAAACAUU
Molecule: messenger RNA, 3360 nt
Organism: Danio aesculapii
Lineage: Eukaryota; Metazoa; Chordata; Actinopteri; Cypriniformes; Danionidae
Gene: cnn1b
Product: calponin 1, basic, smooth muscle, b
Exons: 7
Coding region: 101-991 (296 amino acids)
Biological process (GO): actomyosin structure organization
Molecular function (GO): actin binding
Source: RefSeq, a predicted model, not a curated record